Camellia sinensis is the source of this 1217-nucleotide messenger RNA. The record is from RefSeq and is a predicted model, not a curated record. Lineage: Eukaryota; Viridiplantae; Streptophyta; Magnoliopsida; Ericales; Theaceae.
CACUUUUCAAGGAGCAUUCAUUAUUAUAUAACAGUUUUUGUUUGCGCUUUUCACGAUUCGCUUCGCUCACUAUCUGUUUCUCCGAAUCUCUCUCUCUCUCUCUUCGACAAUGGCGAUUCGAACUGCGAUGUCGAGUCGAAUUCUGAAGAAUUCGCCGAUCGCAGCGUUUGGAGCUCGAUCUAUGUCCUCUUCGUUGUGGCGAACAGUUGAGCCAGCUCCCAAAGACCCCAUUCUCGGUGUCACUGAAGCUUUUCUCGCAGAUCCGAGUCCUAGCAAAGUCAAUGUCGGAGUGGGUGCGUAUCGUGACGACAACGGGAAGCCGGUGGUACUCGAGUGUGUCAGAGAAGCAGAGGGGAGGAUCGCAGGAAAUUUGAACAUGGAAUAUCUUCCCAUGGGAGGGAGUAUGAAGAUGGUCGACGAAACACUGAAGUUGGCUUAUGGGGAGGAUUCUGAUUUGAUUAAAGAUAAGCGUAUUGCAGCGGUGCAAGCUCUUUCUGGGACAGGUGCAUGCCGACUUUUUGCAGACUUUCAGAAACGUUUUUCCCCUGAUUCUCAAAUCUACAUUCCCGUCCCUACCUGGUCCAAUCAUCAUAACAUCUGGAGAGAUGCCCAUGUCCCUCAAAGGACAUUCCAUUAUUAUCAUCCAGAGUCAAGAGGGUUGGAUUUUGCUGCAAUGAUGGACGACAUUAAGAAUGCUCCAAAUGGUUCUUUCUUUCUGCUUCACGCUUGUGCUCAUAAUCCUACUGGAGUUGAUCCUUCAGAGGAACAGUGGAGAGAGAUUUCUUACCAGAUGAAGGUCAAGGGUCAUUUUGCAUUCUUUGACAUGGCAUAUCAAGGUUUUGCUAGUGGUGAUCCAGAAAGGGAUGCAAAAUCUAUUAGGAUUUUUCUUGAGGAUGGCCACUUAAUUGGAUGUGCCCAAUCAUAUGCAAAAAAUAUGGGACUCUAUGGCCAGAGAGUUGGAUGCCUCAGUGUGGUCUGUGAAGAUGAAAAACAAGCAGUAGCUGUGAAAAGUCAGUUGCAGCAGCUUGCCAGGCCCAUGUACAGUAAUCCACCUGUUCAUGGCGCACUCAUCGUUUCAACUAUACUAGGUGAUCCAGACUUGAAGAAGUUGUGGCUCAAGGAAGUUAAGGGUAUGGCUGAUCGAAUCAUUGGGAUGCGAAAAGCUCUACAAGAGAACCUUUAAAAUGGAGUCUCCCCGUAAGGAUUAAUACAAUUGA